Bufo gargarizans (Asiatic toad) is the source of this 847-nucleotide messenger RNA. It is a transcript of the gene AIF1L, whose product is annotated as allograft inflammatory factor 1 like. Gene Ontology annotation, molecular function: actin filament binding; calcium ion binding. Gene Ontology annotation, cellular component: actin filament; ruffle membrane. The transcript is spliced from 6 exons. Bases 131 to 577 code for a protein of 148 amino acids. Lineage: Eukaryota; Metazoa; Chordata; Amphibia; Anura; Bufonidae. The record is from RefSeq and is a predicted model, not a curated record. Gene Ontology annotation, biological process: actin filament bundle assembly; ruffle assembly.
GGAUACAGCAGCCUAUGUAAGCGGGUGCCUGUAGCCAUCUGCUGCAGAGUGAAGGAGACAGAGGCGUCUGCAUCUACAGCUCAGGAGAUCAGAAUCCAGUCCUGAAGGAAGUCCCAGCACUCUGCUCAGCAUGACCUGCAACAACAACACCCAAGGUGGCAGAGCCUUUGGCCUCCUGAAGGCGCAGCAAGAGAAGAGGUUGGAUGAGGUGAACCAGGAAUUCCUUACAGAUGAAAAGUACAUGGAUAUGGAGGACAUAGAGGAAAAGCUGACAUCCGCUAAGAAAAAAUUCAUGGAAUUUGACUUAAACGAUCAAGGAGAAAUCGACAUGAUGGGACUGAAGAUGAUGAUGGAGAAGCUUGGGGUCCCCAAAACCCAUCUAGAAAUGAAGAAGAUGAUCUCCGAAGUGACCGGAGGCGCCAGCGACACCAUCAGCUACAGAGACUUCAUCAAGAUGGUGGUGGGAAAGAGGUCCUCCAUCCUAAAAAUCAUCAUGAUGUUUGAAGGAAAAGCCUAUGAAGCCCCCCCAAAACCCGUGGGCCCCCCACCCAGAAGAGACAUCAGCAGCCUGCCAUAAACCAGCGACCUCAAAGCCAAGUCUGCGACCAAGAACUGUGACCAGCCAAGUGCCUUCUGAGCGACCUCCGGGCGUCGCCCCCUAGAGGAUCCAUUAUUUAUUACAGGGACUGCUGGUCCUCGCGCUGUAAGAUAACAUUACAGUCUUCCCCACAGCUGUGCGAGCCAUUAGAGUGCCAGCUCUUGGGGCGUGGACCAGUGUAGAACGAAAUUGUGUUUCUUUCCGUUUUCUUCAUAAUAUUGUAUAUUUUGUAAAGAGCCGUCUAUACUA